AUGUCUCCGCAAGCUCAGCGCCAACUUUGCCAGGAGCACGACACUCCCCCACCAGCCUCGGACAAUCAUGCUCGCCCUCGUUACCCGCAGUCGCCAGUGCCACUCCCCGCAAUAUACGUCAAGGCAAUCGAGCGCUGGAAUGCAGAGAAGAGCUUUCAAAACCGCGUGGCCUCGACCUCCAAGGAGACCGAGGUGAAAUUUUCCUCUCCUUCCGCUGCCACCGUUCUCGGCACCGGCAAGACUACUGGCUCUGGAAUUGCAAAGAAUAGGAAGAAGAUGAAGGAUAAGAAAAAGAAGGCCAAGACGUCCAAGGAGCCCAAGAACACCGAAGAGUCUGAGGAAUCGCGAGAGGUUUCCAAGACCGUGAUAAAGCUCGAGGGCCCACAGAACAUCGACAAGUGGCAUGCGUCUCUCAUGGCCGCCCUAGGUCCUCUCCAUCACUUUGUGACCCAGCAGUUCGAGGAGCUCGUGAGGCCUCGGGCAGAGGAUGAGGCAGCUUGUCGCCAGUGGGAUGCCGACAAGGAAUCCGCCGGGAAAACCCUCAAGUCGUCGCUCAAGAAAGUGAAGAAUCUCCUGAAAGACAGGCUGCACAAAUCUUUACGAGACCAGAAGGAUCCCUACAAGUUUUACAGUGCCGUCCUGCGGGUCAUGCAAGCCGAGGCGGACCGCAGCAGCUUCACGUCGGCGCUGGUCAGGCGGGUCUGCGACCUGAAGGUCACCGACUUCGACAGCCUCGGCGCCUAUCAAGGCCACAUGCAGGACCUCCGCUGCAAGCUGACGCUGCUGGACGCCUACCCCGGCGACCGCUUCAUGGUUCUCGCCGCCGUCAACGGUCUGGGCACCGACGGCCUGACGGAGGGUAUGCUACAGGUGGCCAUUGCGCCGCCGAAUAACAGCGAGGGGGUCAAAGACCUUUCUGUCAUGGGCACCAUUCACGAGUAG
This is a messenger RNA of Pyricularia pennisetigena, 942 nucleotides long. RefSeq lists its product as uncharacterized. The transcript has a single exon. The coding region runs from base 1 to 942 and encodes 313 amino acids. NCBI's taxonomy places the organism in Eukaryota, Fungi, Ascomycota, Sordariomycetes, Magnaporthales, Pyriculariaceae. The record is from RefSeq and is a predicted model, not a curated record.